Molecule: messenger RNA, 2363 nt
Organism: Mizuhopecten yessoensis (Yesso scallop)
Lineage: Eukaryota; Metazoa; Mollusca; Bivalvia; Pectinida; Pectinidae
Product: histone-binding protein RBBP4
Exons: 16
Coding region: 82-1374 (430 amino acids)
Biological process (GO): regulation of gene expression
Cellular component (GO): NuRD complex; ESC/E(Z) complex; nucleus
Molecular function (GO): histone binding
Source: RefSeq, a predicted model, not a curated record
UUCGAAAAAAUUUGGCGCGAGACGUCGAGCACUUGCGCAUGUGUCUUUGUCGGUCUUCUGAAAGAAAGGAAAUUUUGAAAGAUGACAGACAAGGAUCCCGGUGAGGGUUUUGAUGAUGCAGUUGAGGAGAGGGUCAUCAAUGAAGAAUACAAAAUAUGGAAGAAAAAUACUCCUUUUCUGUAUGACCUGGUCAUGACCCACGCACUGGAAUGGCCAAGUUUAACAGCACAGUGGUUACCUGAUGUCACACGACCAGAAGGAAAAGACUAUUCUCUUCACAGACUCAUCUUAGGAACACACACGACAAGCUCUGAUGAACAAAACCAUCUCCUGAUUGCAAGUGUUCAGCUACCCAAUGAUAAUGCCCAAUUUGAUGCAUCACAUUAUGACAGUGAAAAGGGAGAGUUCGGAGGUUUUGGAUCUGUAAGUGGGAAGAUUGAGAUAGAAAUUAAAAUAAACCAUGAGGGAGAGGUGAAUCGAGCGAGGUACAUGCCACAGAACCCAUGUGUCCUCGCCACCAAAACGCCAUCAAGUGAUGUACUGGUUUUUGACUACACAAAACAUCCCUCUAAACCAGAUCCAAGUGGAGAAUGUACUCCUGAAUUGCGUCUAAAAGGUCAUCAAAAGGAAGGAUAUGGAUUAUCCUGGAACCCAAAUUUGAACGGACAUCUGUUGAGUGCUUCUGAUGAUCAUACAAUAUGUCUGUGGGAUAUCAAUACAGCGCCAAAAGAGGGCCGAGUCAUAGAUGCACACACAAUUUUUACAGGCCAUACAUCCGUUGUAGAGGAUGUGGCAUGGCAUUUACUCCAUGAAAGUUUAUUUGGGUCAGUUGCUGAUGACCAGAAAUUGAUGAUCUGGGACACACGAUCAAAUGACACUACAAAACCAAGUCAUACGGUAGAUGCCCAUACUGCCGAGGUCAAUUGUCUGUCAUUCAACCCGUACAGUGAAUUCAUAUUAGCCACAGGGUCUGCAGACAAGACUGUUGCUCUGUGGGAUCUCCGAAAUCUUAAACUGAAAUUACAUUCAUUUGAAUCGCACAAAGAUGAAAUUUUCCAGGUCCAAUGGUCGCCCCAUAAUGAGACCAUCCUGGCGUCCAGUGGAACUGAUAGAAGACUUCAUGUUUGGGAUCUCAGUAAAAUUGGAGAGGAGCAAUCAGCAGAGGAUGCUGAAGACGGUCCCCCAGAACUACUGUUUAUUCAUGGUGGACACACAGCAAAAAUAUCGGACUUUUCGUGGAACCCCAAUGAACCCUGGGUAAUUUGCUCUGUAUCUGAAGACAACAUCAUGCAAGUAUGGCAAAUGGCCGAAAACAUUUACAAUGACGAGGAACCAGACACACCAGCCGGGGAUUUAGAACAGACAGCUUCCUAGAAUCUAACAAAAAUCAAACUGUUGUGAAUUUGUACUGUUCUUACAAAAAUGGACCAAAAUACUCUUGUGUGGAAACUAAUCAUGAACAAUAUAUUGAUUUUCUGCAUCUGGUAUGACAACGGAAAAGAAAAUUACGCAAAUGACUUCAGAAAUAUAACUUCGGCAUUGUGCUGCCAUUAAGUUUUGUAGUCUAGGUGAUAUCUUUCUGAGAUAUGAAGAAAUCAAUUAAGAGGCCGGUUAUCCUGGAGUGCUGUUUAUGUUUUGAGUGUACAAAUUGUAAUUUAUUUUUUGCUUGUAGGUCAUAUUAACAGACUUUUCUGUACAUCAGUACUCCCAAGAAAAUAUAUUGAUUAUGUACACAGAAAUGAAAGUUUUCAAAGUUAAGAAUUCAAUCAAUACAUGUGUAAUUAUAUUAAAGUUCAACUACUGAGUGCAUUCAAAAAUCAUCAGAUCUGUAGAAUUGUACCCCCUACUGGUACAUAUGGAGAAGUACACAAAUACAAUACAUGUAGUAUUUUAAGGAUUACUAGCAAGCUUGGUGCUGAUAGGAGGGCAUCUUUUCAUCUAGACUGUUUACCAAGCUUUUAGAAUAAGCCUUGAAAUGAUGCAUGUUAGAUUAAAUAUGCGUGGUGUGACAUUCAAGAUGGGCAAUAUCUCUUAACAUUCAUAUAAAGGAACAAUACGUUAGCAGACAACUUUUGUAGAAAAAUAUAAAACACAUUUUUGGUGCGUUUUAUAGAAAGCUAGUAAUGCUUUGAUGAUAAGUAGUUUAUUCAUAGUCAUUUAACCACUGAGAAUUGUAUGUGUUGAAGGGUGGGUGGGUUGUAUAUCACAGGUUGACAUAUCUGAAAGUAUUUUUUGAGACUUCAUCUGAUUUUCAUAUAAACCAGCUGACCAUGUGAAUACUGGCUAAUUUUGUACAUUAACAUUUCAUUCAAAUUGUCGGAUGUCGUGUAAUAUUUUACAUCAAAUAAAAAAAAAUGAAUGUA